This is a messenger RNA of Phanerochaete carnosa HHB-10118-sp, 630 nucleotides long. RefSeq lists its product as uncharacterized. The record is from RefSeq and is a predicted model, not a curated record. NCBI's taxonomy places the organism in Eukaryota, Fungi, Basidiomycota, Agaricomycetes, Polyporales, Phanerochaetaceae. The annotation marks the transcript as partial. The transcript is spliced from 4 exons.
GGCGAGCAACGCGUUGUGCUCAUACGCAGCAACCUCAAGGGGCUGUGCAAAUCCAGCGUGCCGAAGGAGUAUGGCCUCAUCUCGGACAAGCCUGGUGACCAGACCAGGCCAUGCUUCCAUCGAGUCGGAGCCCUGGUACAUGACCUUGGCUACAUCUUCCCUGGCGAUAUCAUGGGCCGCGUUGAUGGCAGUGCUCCAUUCAAGCGUCCGAUCUUCGCCGAGAUCAUUAAAGAGACUUUCUUCUCACCCCGCCGUGGCAAGCCUUCACUUGCAGUUGCUCACUCCGUCCGGUUUGUGUCAUCCAGCACUGAGAAGCCACUCGAGAAGGAAAUUCCCGUACCAAUGCUUGCUCUCGCGAGUGCUGCGAUCCGGCUGACUUUAGAUGACUGGGCAGGUGGUAUCGAGCCAGCGGAGGCCUCGAAAUACACCGCUGCCAAGGCCGAGGAAGAAUACAACAACGUCAUCGAGUUCUUCGACGACCUUCGCAAGAACCGUCCAAGAUUCUACCACCGCAUCCUUCAUCAAGUUUAUGUUGACGUCUGCUCCAGUGGUCUCGCUGCUACUCCGGCACCCCAAAGAUCAAAGCAGGCCAUGCGUGGGGCGCUUGCGCGUCUUGUCUUUGAUGACUAG